AACAUUUUCAGUGAAUAUUUGAAAAUGAAAUCAAUCCCAAAAUAGAUAAACCAUGAAAAAUUUUGGAUAAUUUCUUUCCGUUUGAUUCAUCAAAAGGAGCCCUUUGGUAUAGAACAUAAUUACAAGUUUGAGCCUUUAACUAACCUCGAGUCCAACACCAAAUCUGGCGGGAAAAACAAACCGGGCCUAGUCAGCCACUGCCAGGGAUAGUUUGUGGCCACGGUGUUUCACAGUAGAAGAAGUCGAUUAAAGUUCGCUGAUCGUAGUAUUGCUGCAGAGCCGGUGUAAUUGAAAUAAUGGCCGCCCUUUCCAGUGUCUCCCUUUCAGAUGUAUCGAAAGAUUUGCUGAGAUCUUUAAAAGAGUGUAAUGCGCGCGGUCUUAUUCACUCGGCAAAUUGGGCAAUUGAAUUGGUUUCUUCGCUUCCUCCUUUAAAGACCCUACCAACAUUUGAAGAAGAAGCAACAGAGGAAUUCAAAGAUGAUUUUUAUUCAUACAACUUGGCCAAAGGCUAUUUUGAUUUAAAGGAAUUUGAAAGAGCUUCACAUGUUUCAAGAAACUGCAGGAGUCACAAAGGAUAUUUUUUGCACCUGUAUUCACUGUAUAUGAGUGGUGAAAAGAAGAAAAGAUACCAAAUGGUAGAUGUUCUUGAACCCAGUAGCAAAGCAGUUGAAAAUGAAGAGUUGAGAGGACUUAGGGCAGAACUACAGAACAAUAUUGAUAAAUUGGAUGGAUACUGUUUUUAUUUGUAAGUUGAAAGAUAUACA
Molecule: messenger RNA, 764 nt
Organism: Rhopilema esculentum
Lineage: Eukaryota; Metazoa; Cnidaria; Scyphozoa; Rhizostomeae; Rhizostomatidae
Source: RefSeq, a predicted model, not a curated record